This is a messenger RNA of Selaginella moellendorffii, 2275 nucleotides long. Its product is annotated as calcium-dependent protein kinase 16. Gene Ontology annotation, cellular component: nucleus; cytoplasm. Gene Ontology annotation, biological process: intracellular signal transduction; peptidyl-serine phosphorylation; protein autophosphorylation. Bases 411 to 2006 code for a protein of 531 amino acids. The transcript has 2 exons. Gene Ontology annotation, molecular function: calmodulin binding; calcium-dependent protein serine/threonine kinase activity; calcium ion binding. NCBI's taxonomy places the organism in Eukaryota, Viridiplantae, Streptophyta, Lycopodiopsida, Selaginellales, Selaginellaceae. The record is from RefSeq and is a predicted model, not a curated record.
GGCCGUUCAUUUCACUCGAUUCACUCAUUCUUUUCACUCCUCUCGCGAGGUAGCUCGGCUUCGUUGUGGAUGCCGCUAGGGUUUUGCGGCGUGCUAGCUAGGGUUUUCCCGGGGGCCGGAGGAGCAUGGCGCUGCGCGAGCGCCGGCGGCGCCUCUCUAUCGCUCCGCGGGAUUCGUGAUUCGUGAUUUGCCCGGAUUUCAUCUCUCGACGGUCGGCAGCGUGAAAUAUCGGCAUCGGGAGCUGGCUGCUGGGGUUUGGCUAGAUUCCACGAGGGGCUCGCUGGCCGAUCUGCUCCGGGAGCCGGGCGGCGCGAUCUGCGAGUCGCAUCGCACGAGUCUUUUCGCCGGGGCUUUAGGCACAGAUCCGAGAGGCUUUUGAGCAUCCGGUGAUCUGUGGAUCUCCAGCGGCAAUGGGGAACUGCUGCGCGACGCCAGGUAUCAAGAGGAAGGAGCGAAAGCCCAAUCCUUUUGCUCAGGAUGGAUUCAAGGGGACCGGGCCGCCCAAGGUGAUAAUGAAGGAGCAUGCGCCGGGAAUGUCCGUCCAGCAGGGAGUGGACAUCAACGAGAAGUACGUUCUCGGCAAGGAAUUGGGCCGCGGAGAAUUUGGCAUCACCUAUCUGUGCACGGGCAAGGAGAGCCAGGAGGAUCUAGCUUGCAAGUCCAUCUCCAAAUCCAAGCUCCGGACGGCAGUGGACAUCGACGACGUGAGGAGGGAGGUCCAGAUCAUGCACCACUUGCCGCGGCAUCCCAAUGUGGUGGCGCUCAAGGAUGUUUUCGAGGAUGGCAAUGCUGUCCACCUGGUGAUGGAGCUCUGCGAGGGAGGGGAGCUGUUCGACAGGAUCAUUGCACGCGGCCACUACAGCGAGAGGGCGGCUGCCGGGAUCACGAGGACCAUCGUGGAGGUCGUGCAAGUCUGCCACAAGCACGGCGUCAUGCACAGGGAUCUCAAGCCGGAGAACUUCCUCUUCGCGAACAAGAAGGAGAACUCGCCACUGAAAGCGAUCGACUUCGGGUUGUCCGUCUUCUUCAGGCCGGGAGAGAGGUUCUCGGAGAUUGUGGGGAGCCCAUACUACAUGGCACCCGAAGUUCUCAAGCGGAACUAUGGGCCGGAGAUCGAUGUGUGGAGCGCGGGUGUGAUCCUUUACAUUCUGCUGUCGGGAGUCCCACCAUUUUGGGCCGAGUCGGAGCAGGGUGUGGCGCAGGCUAUUCUUCGCGGCCAGAUCGAGUUCAAGCGGGACCCGUGGCCAAAGAUAUCUGAGAACGCGAAGUCGCUCGUGCAAAACAUGUUGAUGCCGGAUCCAAAGCAACGCUACACGGCUCAGCAGGUCCUCGAUCACCCGUGGCUGCAAAACGCGAAGAAGGCGUCGAACGUUCCACUGGGGGACGUCGUGAGGAACAGGCUGAAGCAGUUUUCAGCGAUGAACAAGCUCAAGAGGAAGGCCCUGCAGAUGAUCACGGAGCUUCUGUCGGGUGACGAGGUCGAGAGCUACAAGGACAUGUUCAAGGUGAUGGACCAGAAGAAUGAGGGCAGCAUCACGUACGACGAGCUCAAGGUUGGCCUGGCGAAGAUUGGCUCGCAGCUGGCGGAGAGCGAGGCGAAGCUGCUGAUGGAAGCGGCGGACGUGAAUAACAAGGGGACGCUUGACUACCAAGAGUUCGUGGCCAUGAUGAUCCACAUACAGAGGAUGGACAAUGAUGAGUACCUGCGGAAGGCUUUCAACCGGCUGGACAAGGACGAGAGCGGAUUCAUUGAGAAGGAGGAGCUUCGAGAAGCUCUGUACGAUGAUCGUGGGGCCAGCGAGACGGAGAUGAUCGACGACAUCCUCCAGGAGGUUGAUCUGGACAAGGAUGGCAAGAUAAGCUAUGAGGAGUUUGCGUCGAUGAUGCGGACUGGAACCGACUGGCGGAAGGCUUCGAGACAUUACUCGAGAGGACGGUACAACAGUCUGAGCAUUCGUCUACUCAGGGAUGGUUCGCUCCAGUCUGGAAACUACGAGAAGCGGUGACAGGCUAAAGCUCUCUUCUUCUUCUUCUUCUUCUUCCCUUGAACGAUGCGGCGCGCGUAGUAUUCUGGGUUCUCAUUUUCCAACCCUCUGGGAGGCUCACAACAAAGCGUAAGAUCGUGAUUUCGAGCACUUUCAGCUAAGUUUUCAAGUGUAGUGUUCUUUAUUUUUUUUUUCCUUUCAGGAUGUGGUAGUCGGCUGACUGUUACUCUUACAACUUCUAUUGUACCAUAGCUUUGAAACACCAGAAAUGACAACAUCUUUUGAGACCA